AUGCGUUUCCAAACCAUCAUCGCUUUCGCGCUCCCUGCGCUCGCUCUUGCUGUUCCUACUCCCCAGGACCCCAACUUCGAGUUCCCUGCCGACACUCCUGAUGAUGACAUUGUUGGUGGCUCCACCGCUGCCUCUGGCGAGUUCCCCUACAUUGUCUCUCUCCAGGUCGGCGGAUCCCACAUUUGCGGUGGUUCGCUCAUCAACGGCAACACCGUUGUCACUGCUGCUCACUGCUCCGUGAGCUCCGUCAUCGGCUCCGUCAGCAACCUCCGCGUCCGCGCCGGUUCCUUGAGCCGCUCCUCCGGUGGCACUCUUGUCGGUGUCUCCCAGGUCAUCGUCAACCCCAACUACCGCAGCAGCAGCCAGGACUACGACAUUGCCAUCUGGAAGCUGUCUUCGUCGAUCCCCACCAGCAGCACCAUCGGCUACGUCGGCCUCCCUGCCUCUGGCUCCGACCCGGCUGCCGGUGCCACCGUCACCGUCGCCGGCUGGGGCACCCUCAGCUCCGGUGGCAGCUCCCCCAACGCCCUCUACAAGGUCAGCGUCCCCGUCGUUUCCCGCACCAGCUGCCGCUCCAGCUACGGCUCCUCGUCAAUCACCAACAACAUGGUCUGCGCUGGUCUUACCAACGGCGGCAAGGACUCUUGCCAGGGUGACUCUGGCGGCCCUCUUGUCGAUGCUUCCAAGACUCUUGUUGGUGUCGUUUCUUUCGGCCAGGGCUGCGCGCUUCCUGGUUACCCCGGUGUUUACUCCCGCGUCAGCACCCUCCUUUCUUUCAUCCAGCAGUACGACUAA
Messenger RNA from Pyrenophora tritici-repentis Pt-1C-BFP, 795 nucleotides. NCBI's taxonomy places the organism in Eukaryota, Fungi, Ascomycota, Dothideomycetes, Pleosporales, Pleosporaceae. The record is from RefSeq and is a predicted model, not a curated record.